AAAAUAUUUCUCCAUUACUAAUUGGUGUUAUUUACUUGUUUGCGGAGAUCCCGAAAGGAUCGUCUGUGUAAGAUGAAAAUGAUGGCAGUUUUUGAAAGCUUAGUCAUUACUUUCCUUUCUGCUAUAAACUUUGUUCAUUUUGUCGAUGGCCAAACCUGCGACAAGAAAAACCAAUUCGGUAUCUGUGCGAAAUUGAGCUGUCCACCCGACCGAAAUGGCGCAAUUUGCGAAAAGAGACGCUGUGUGAAUAACGAUGAACGGGCUGCUCCUAAUGUUGCUGUCAUUAGUUCCGCAGUAGCUGGUGUCUUCGUAUUAUUGGUAAUCCUACUCGUUGGAGCAGGAUUGUGGAUCCGUUCACGGAGGCAAAGCAGAGGCGUUCCCGAUCACAAGGUAUCGGUACCACCUUUAGCGAAUUCGUACCUUUUCCGCGCACCGUCAACAAUGACAAGACUUGCCAAUGUGGCAUACAACCCACGUCCACCUCUUCUGCCGUUCAACGUCGAAGACGAAAAUCCGUAUGAAUACGAAACGGUCGAUUUUCCAGAACCCAAUCCACAGCCACGGUUGACCAAUACGACCGAACAAGCGGAGAGCGAUUAUAUGAUUCCAAAUCCUUUAUCAAAACCAAAAUUGCCUCCUCCCCAAGUUUUGGACACCUACUGAACGACAGCCUAUAGUGGGAUCGACCUCUUUGCUUUCAAGUGUUUAAAUGAUUUUUGGUCUUUGUUUACAUUUUUUCUAGAAUCCUGCCCUGAAUCUAUUCCGCCUAGAACUAUUGGUUGUAUUUUUUUUCGAUUAGAUUUUUUUUCCAGAUGUACAUUCGUCUGUGUCAAUUUACUAAUUAUCGAAUUGCCGCCGUUAGAUUUAUAUCAACACAGGAAACCAAUUUCCGUCGCUGCAAAUACGAGAGAAUGAUAACCGCCAAGGAAAAUAAACCGCCAAAGUGAUAUUUUUAAAUAUCUUUUCAGGGUUCCUUUUAUUGUAGAACUAGUUGGAUAUUCGACGGAGAAGCCAACAUGUCGUCGUUAUCCAGAAUGAUUGUGACCACCUCGAUUUACAGUAGUUUACUACUAGGAUUCCUUCAAAUCUACGGAUGCGAGGCGAUGAGAUGUGGCGCUAAAUUCGAAAAUUCAAAAUGUCCCACAAAUAUGUGCUGUUCAACUUCUGGAUAUUGUGGUGAAACGAUAGAACAUUGUCUUACAAUGUGUGAUCCAAAAUACGGUCGCUGCGAUCCUUUCAGAGUCAACGCAUCGAUUGGAUUCGCCAUUGUAGGAAACCAGUGUGGUUUGACAAAUAGUUUUAGAUAUUGUGCCGGCAGCAUGUGUUGUUCGGAAUACGGAUAUUGCGAUGUAUCGGAUCAGCAUUGUGGUGAUGGCUGUCAACCUUAUUACGGACAUUGCGAGGCAAUUGCGAAAUGCAAUUUACCAUCGUACAAUGGUCACAUUUUCCCAGAGAUGCCAAGUCAACAACGUACGCCGACAAGUUUAAAGAAAAAUUACUGGUACUUUCUCUGCGAACGGGACCAUAUUGUGAAAAAUGUUACACGGCGGCUGCAACCGGCCACUUGCAAUAAAAUUGAUGGAACUUGGCCAGCCGAUUAUUAUCCGGAAUGUGUUGAAAACGCGGCUUUUAAAGCCUUUGGACACGAUGUGAUAACGGAUGUGGCAUUCGACGGGAAUUUAAUUACUUGCGACGAGAAACCUAGAAGAUCUCAGGUGAAAAUUCAGAUUGAUAUUGCGCAUUCUUUGAUACAAGACGUUCGCAUUACCGUACGAGAAACCGGUAACUAUAGAUUCAGCGUGUCGAUCGUGGACAUUAUCCGGCAGAAUAACAUGACUGUCCGCUAUUCGAAUCUGUAUGACGGCAUUAUUAAGUACGGCCAAACUGUCGUUUUCUUCCCUAAUUUGAAAACACCUUUGAUGGACAAGGCGCGAAGAUUCAUCCAUCUCACGCCUCAUGUUGGAAUGAGAAUUUGCGAAAUAGAAGUCCAUUCCUACAAUUCGGCAGGAAAAUGGAACGAAAUAAUGUUGAUUGCAGUCGGCAUGAGCUCAGUCAUUUUUUUCCUUUUAGCAGCCCUGAUAGUAACAGUCUUUUGUUUGCGAAAUCAAAGAAGCACGUGCCCCAUAACAACUGGCGUGAAAAAUCAAAAUCCAAUAAGAAAUAGAUACUCGUCAAGAAUUACUCAUAGAGUUCCUCGUCCGCCAGGUCCGGAUGUCGACUUCCGUGCCUCACAUUCUUUAUACUGUGACGAGAAUCAGUACGAGUAUGAAGAAAUCGUCACCUACACGGAUGUUUCGAAACCGCAAACUAAUCAGAUUCAGACGACAGAAUCAUUAUAUCCCGAAAGCUCAUAUGAUGAAGCAAUAAAUUUGGGCACGCACUUGGACAAACCGUAUUUACCUCCUCCGACUGUUCCACGCUUCUCGACUGAAUGACAGGCAGAGGAAAUUAGUGGCAAAAAUCAAAUGAUUCAAAAGUCCAUUUCCUAUGAACAGUUAUUCGAAAUUUGGACUCAUUUAAGCUUCGAAAUAAAUAUUCAUAUACUAAUUAUGGAUAUCCUUGUUUGAUACGACCUUGCUGGUCUGUGUAGUUGUUCCUAGUGUUCCAACCGGAUGUGGUUUUGGAAGCCAUAAAAUGGCGUAAAUCGGCAUUAUCCGCGUCAUAUCCUAUUUCUGUGUUUUGUUCUAUUUCAGUGACUGACUUGGCCCCAAGAAAUGCAGUUAACCGUUUCUUUAGUAAUCUUCGUCGUCGCCGUGACCUGUACAAUGAUGCAGGAAACCAGUGAUACACCUGAAGCGAUGGUCCUUAAGGAGCAAAUUGGAUUACUCAAAGCAAAAGUUGUCCGCCUUCGUAACUUGAGGAACCUGUUGAAGAACAGCACAUUGUAUCGUAAUUGGGAAGGCACUUGUCCGUCGGAGUUGGAUGCCCAAGUGCGCUGUUUCAAAAUUACUGGGGAAAAGGAAAACAAUUGUCUUUGCUGGAGCACUGCAGAGGUGAAAGUCAACUGGUUCACGGCCAACGCCUUUUGCGAUUACCACGGUAUGCAUUUGAUCUCCUUCCGAUCGAAUAUUGUAGGCGACAAGCUUAACCUCGAUACACUUUGGAAUUCCUAUGGAAGAGUUGCAAUAUGGACUUCAGCGAGUGAUGUGAUUACUCGCCGUGCAUGGGUCUUCCGCAAUGGAGCUAUUUUGAGCAAACAAGAAGCAUAUCAGAGCGAAUCGAUCGCCGGACUUGAUGAAUCGUUCCUGAAGAACUUGGAACCCAUUCAAAACGGAAGUUAUCCAAACCGUAACAUACCCACCACCUGCAUCAGUGCCAAUAUAACCGAUUCGGGAACAAAACUAACAUUUUAUCCGGAAUCCUGUUUGCAAGACAGGCCAUUUGUUUGUGAGCAAUUUGCCCUGUAAUGAUCUUUUUAAGGCAAUAUUGUUUAGCUUUAAAUUGCGCAAUAUGCUGAUGGGCCUGCUAAUGAAGAUUGUGGCUCUUUUACAAAUUAUCCGGCUUCUCUAUUCAAAAUACGAACUUCAAUCGAUGAAUGCUCGUUUGUAAAAUAAAUGCCGCAGACAUUUCAA
This is a messenger RNA of Daphnia magna, 3572 nucleotides long. RefSeq lists its product as uncharacterized. The transcript has 16 exons. Lineage: Eukaryota; Metazoa; Arthropoda; Branchiopoda; Diplostraca; Daphniidae. Gene Ontology annotation, molecular function: chitin binding. The record is from RefSeq and is a predicted model, not a curated record. Bases 1017 to 2435 code for a protein of 472 amino acids.